This is a messenger RNA of Lecanosticta acicola, 1029 nucleotides long. The record is from the annotation of a GenBank genome assembly. NCBI's taxonomy places the organism in Eukaryota, Fungi, Ascomycota, Dothideomycetes, Mycosphaerellales, Mycosphaerellaceae.
AUGUCUUCUUCUUCUUCUUCGCUGUGUGCAUUGGCCCUUGCGCUGUUAGCUUCUUCUCUCGUGACAGCGGCACCUACUCAACACUCCAAGAUCUUCAAAAGAGCACCAGCAUACGAUGUGCUGAGAGGGUCCAACUUCCCCGACCCCAGCAUUAUCAACGUGAACGGCAAGAGCUAUGCAUUCGGCACCGUUUCAUCAGGCAUGGAGGUCCCGAUGGCCAGCAACCCGGACUUCAACGACGUCGGCGGAUGGUCGGGUCUCUCGGACGCAUUCCCCAGCGCCAACGUUCCCGCAUUCGACAACUGGGCCGCUGCGAACACUGUGUGGGCGCCCGACGUCAACCAGUUGACCGACUUUGAUGGCUCGUUUGCGAUGUACUACUCCCCGGCUCUCAAGUCGAACAACAACAUCCACUGCAUUGGACUUGCUCGCAGCUCGACGAUUGAGGGGCCAUACAACGAUUCGUCCACGGAGCCGUGGGUGUGCCCGGAGGCGGACGGGGGAGCGAUUGAUGCUUCCGGGUUCCUGGACAGCGACAACAGCCGCUACGUGCUGUACAAGAUCGACGGGCCCGCAGCCCACAACGGAGGCUACUGCGCCAGCACGAACAACAUUGUCACCAACACUUCCAUCAUGCUCCAGCGGACGCAAUCGGAUGGAUACACCAAGAUCGGCAGCCCGGUGUCCAUCUGGAACAACCAGGGCGUGUCGGACCACUACCAGACGGAAGCGCCCUCGCUCGUCAAGAACGGCGACACAUACUUCCUCUUCUUCUCCACGGGCUGCUAUAGCGACAACAGCUACACGACCAAGUACGUCACCAGCAGCAACGUCAAUGGACCGUACGGCAACCCGCAGACGCUCCUGCAGCAGGGCAGCGACGGGCUGUAUGGCCCCGGAGGCGCCGAUGUUACCCCCACGGGCGGGCAGAUGGUCUUUCACUCGUUGGUCAAUAACGAUAUCAACCAGGGCCGGGUGAUGGAUACCGCGACGCUGACGUUCAGUGGUGGUUCGGUGUCGAUGAAUUAG